AGCAUUGCUUUACUUUACUGAGUUCGAGGAGUUUUUUCCACAAACCCAACUGCCUUUUUGCAGAUAGUUCCAAAAUGUAACGCUUAUUUUUUGUUCAAUAUGUUACGUUAACUUUUAAAAUGCAACGUAGCAUCGUGCUCACAGCUUUUGUCAUCGCGGAAUAGUCAUAAGUACAUACAGUCAAACGGGUUGAUGCGCGGAGCGAACAUUGAAUCGGCUUCCAACGGGAACACCAUGCUAGCAAGCUAACAGGCUACAGGAGGACAUGAAGUGGCUCUAGGUUCUCCUCUUCCUCUGCUGAAGGACAACGACAGGAAAUAACGCUACUGGCAUGGAGGGCACCGGAGAGAUCAGCGACACGGACAGCGGCAUCAUCCUUCACUCAGGAUCUGACAGCCCAACAACGCAUAUGAAGGACGUAACACAUACACGGGCUAUGAAACUGAGACAGCAGGAACUCCAAGAUUACUUGGAAAAGUGCAUACUGGAGCUGAAGGGACUGUGCAUCCGAGAAGCUGAGUUGACAGGUCAGCUGUCAGAAGAUUAUCCUCUCCAGCCAGGAGAGAAGCCUCCACGGAUCCUCAGACGCAUUGGAGCCUCCUUUAAACUGGAUAAACAAAUCAUCCCUCAGGGAUCACAGGACUCAGUACUGAGUUUAAGUCACGCUGACCUAGCUAUUCAGACUAAGAUUUAUGAAGCAGCACGCAAGCUCUGUGAAGAAGAUCACCUGAGCAAGGCUGUUAAGAAGAACCGAAUGCUGCAAUGCAAACAUGAGGAAAAGAAACUGAAGCAGCUGCAGGAGGCGGCCUUCAAGUUGCAACUGGAGCACGGUCGGUCAUCACCGCACCCUGUUUUCAUCAGUGCACAACAAGAUCUUGGCACAUCCCAUGACAGCACUUUGUCUGAUUCGGUAGUACAAGAUGAAGAUGUCACAAUUCAAUCCUCGCAGCCAUUCUCUGGACUUCCUUAUUCUGUGGAAACUGAUUCUCUGCAGCCUUCCCCUGUGUCCAUACGUUCCUACACAGACAGAUCCCAAAUGUCUCCAUGCAUAGUUCCAGGGUCCCCACGGUUGAACUUGUGUCAAUCUCCUUCUCCGAGCCUUGACUCUAAUUUGAGUUCAACCUCCACCCCUGUUUACGACUCCCCGCCCAUCCAGAACUCUCCUUGGUCAGAAUCUAGUCUUGACCAGCCUUACCAGAAGACCAAAAAGACCCGCUCCUCCAGCAAGACGAGCAGUCCAGCCCAAUCCGACGUAUUACUACCUCCGCUGGAUUCUUGUUUAUCGCCGCUACCGCAGCAGCUUUCUCACCUGAGGCUGAGCCAAACGCAGUCAAACAGUGCCCCCUCCACACCAGAGAUGCGUGUGCACAGACAGCUCUCCCUCAGGGUGUCCAGCCCUGAAUCAUCAUCAUUUUAUAAGGAGCGCGGUCGACCCAGAGGUCCAAGGAGGCGACUAACAGAGUUCGGAAUAACGUUUGCAGAGACUCCGUCCUCUCAAGCCAACUAUGAAAUCCAUGCUAGCUCUGAGGAUAGCAACUCUGAGAAAUCCUUCUCUUCUCAUGGCAGCUCCCCAUGUCAGGAUCUGCCUGCUGAUUCACCCAAAGGGUAUCAAACUGGAUACUCACUGGGUCUUCCAGUUGGCAGCUAUGGACAGCACAUCAUUCCAACUCCUGGCUUUCACUCUAACAGACACAUGUUAGGCCCUGGUUUUCAAAGACCUUUUUACAGAGAAGAAGUGGCCUACCUACCCGAUGCAGACGUGGAUCAAAGCCAUUUCCUGCAGCAAGCUAAUCGUCCUCCUUUAAAAUAUGACGGUUGGCACGAACAAUAUGUUUUACCUCACCAGAGACCACAAAGGCAUUUACCUCCUGGCGUCAGACUCGCAUCGCUAACAAAUUUAAACCACUACCACCCCAACCAUCUGUCGCCACACAUGGUGAAUGAGCAUCUAAAAUCGUGGCACCAUAGGAACCAGCUCAGAGCUCCAAGGUCUCGCUCUCUGGACCGACAGCAAGCAGCCUUGAUGAAGAACAUGACGGAGACACCCUGCAAGCAGAAUCACAUGUACUGUGACCAAAUGAUUCAAAUGAGCUCCGUCCAAAGAGCUGCUGAGAACACUGCCAGCCCAUGGAUUGUGGACGUCGGCUCCCACUUUAUGAGCCAAGUGUAAAGAGAAGAACAUGUCUGCCAUGGUGGAUGUGCAGACUGCUGGUUUUAUCAUUUGCUCAGAGGAUCAGAACUAGCCAUCACCAAUACAGUGUAAUGCCAUGUGGUUACUAAUUUAAGGUUUUUUCUGUAAGUUAAGUUUUACAUGUUAUUUGUUUCCACUCUGGAGAGGACAGAACUAUCUGUACUGCUACAUGUCAGUUUGAGUUAUUUGUCUAAAUUGGCUAAUUCUUGGCUCAACUACAGGUGCAUUUGUAAUAAAAUAUAAAGAUGUCCAUUAGUGGAUAUCAAACUAUCAGUAAAUAUUAAUUGGAAGAAUGAUGGAAACAGCUGUUUUUUUAGACAACACAAGUACAACCACUAAAAUGCUUGAUCGGAAAUUAAUUAGAUGUGUCACAUUUUUUAAUUUAAUGUCAGUAAAUAACUAAUGUAAGAUUAAAAAAAAAUCAGGAAAAUUUA
This is a messenger RNA of Oryzias latipes (Japanese medaka), 2625 nucleotides long. It is a transcript of the gene inavab, whose product is annotated as innate immunity activator b. Gene Ontology annotation, biological process: positive regulation of protein ubiquitination; adherens junction maintenance. Lineage: Eukaryota; Metazoa; Chordata; Actinopteri; Beloniformes; Adrianichthyidae. The record is from RefSeq and is a predicted model, not a curated record.